CCAUGGAUAUUUCAAGGAUUUCUAAAUUCUUGCUGAAGCCAUUAGAUUGGUUCGCUCCUAAAAGAAUCAUCUUCAGUGAUGAUGAGCUUUUAGAAUAUCAAGCAUUGACAUAUUUAUCCAAAAAGCAAAUAAUGAAAUUGCAUAAUUUAUUUUGUAGUUUCGAUCCCGAUGUUAGCGAAAGUGAGAAAAACCCUAUCAUACACCAGUCUGUUAUCAUGCAAAGUUUUUCUGAACUGGCUGUCAAUCCUUUCAAAGAUAGAAUUAUGAAAGUGUUUUGUACUGAGGAAGGCUACAUAUCAUUCGAGGAUUUUCUAGAAAUGAUGUCAGCUUUGUCCGAACAGGCCCCAGUUAGUGUUAAAACUUCCUACGCUUUCCGAAUUUAUGAUUUUGAUGACGAUGAUAUGCUUUCAAAAGAAGAUGUCCUAGAAGGUCUAAAAAGAGUAACUCGAAAUCAGCUGUCGAACGAGGAAUGUGAAGAAGUUGUUAACUAUGUGUUUUCUGAAGCUGAUUUAGAUAAUGAUGGCUUUAUCACAUUCCCAGAGUUUGAGCAUUUGAUUGCUAAGUCGCCAGAUUUUGUGCAUUCUUUUCGAAUAAGAGUAUAAAUAAUGUUUUCUGAUAACGUUAUUAUUAAAGAUAGGCCAAUAAAGGUUAUUUCCAAAAUGUAACUCAGACUG
Parasteatoda tepidariorum (common house spider) is the source of this 674-nucleotide messenger RNA. The record is from RefSeq and is a predicted model, not a curated record. NCBI's taxonomy places the organism in Eukaryota, Metazoa, Arthropoda, Arachnida, Araneae, Theridiidae.